AUGAAUCCCCACGCAGCUCUCGAGCUGCUGCAAUACCUACGAACAUGUUAUCCGGUUUUCCUGUUACUCCUUUUCGCCGUGGCCUUCAUAGCCAAUACCGUGGCCAGCGCGAGCAAAGCUAACCGACCCGAAUCACCUCGCAUGGGCCCCGGUGGACGCCCGCUUCCUACUCGAUCCCGCAGCUCUGGCAUCCGCAACACGCAGGGGUUCUCCAACACUGUCAAGCGGGUCUUCAACUGGCUCUCUGUCGGCAUACUCGUGACCUUCCUUGCAGAUGCGACGAUCUACAUCCUCCAUGUGAUGACGGCGAGAGCCGAGCAUUGGUGGCGUGGUCAGUCCGUGGUGAUCUACAUCGUCGGUUCUUUUUUCGUCUACGCCGUUUUGCUCAUGACAUUGCUUGAUACCACCCCAUCUCCAACACUCGCUCAAUUCAUUUGCUGGUCCGUCGCCAUACCCAUUGAAUUGGUUAUUCUUAGCACAUCCUUAUCUAUCUACACCUCGGUCCAUCAUGAGCCGGUCGUUGGAGACCCGGAGGGUGGCCGAAUUCGCCGAAGCAUCACCCUAUGGGAAACAUUGGAAGUUUCCUCCAACGCCGUGCGUGUCCUCCUUCUCUUCGCCUUAGUCAUCCUCUAUGCCAGCAAAUCCAUCUCUUGUAAGAACCACGAUAAGAAACAUGGACAUCACAAUGGAAGCACGGAAUCAACUAGCUUGUUGGACUCAUCAAGCGCGGAGAAUGGUGCUGCCAAUGGCAAUGGAAAUGGUCAUUCUUAUGGAUCUACGAAUGGAACCAACGGUACCAACGGCGCAACCAACGGGUCGGCGAAGCCAGAAGACCCUUGGGUUCGCCCAACUACGAUGCCCUCAACCAGCUGGUGGGAGUAUCUGAGUGGUUACUCUCUGUUCUUCCCUUACCUGUGGCCUUCUAAGUCACGUCGUCUACAAAUCGUGUUCGUGGCUUGCUUCAUCCUACUUGUCGCGCAGCGUGUUGUCAAUGUGCUGGUUCCUAACCAGGUGGAUGCCAUUACGACUGCUCUAGUUGCAGACGAGGGCCAGUUCCGUGUACCAUGGUUUGAGAUAUUCAUGUAUGUGGUUUACAGGUGGCUGCAAGGUGGACAGGGCCUACUGUCAUCCAUGCGUUCCAGCCUCUGGAUUCCUGUGAGCCAGUAUUCUUAUAUGGAGCUUUCUACUGCUGCCUUUGAGCACGUGCAUGGUCUUAGCUUGGAUUUUCAUCUAGGCAAGAAGACCGGUGAGGUGCUCUCAGCUCUUAGCAAGGGAAGCUCCAUUAAUACUUUCCUCGAGCAAGUCACCUUCCAGGUGGUUCCCAUGCUCGUUGAUUUGGGUAUCGCGGUUGGCUAUUUCUUGAUCAAAUUCGAUGUCUACUAUGCUCUCGUGGUUGGUAUCUCAACCUUUGGUUAUCUUUAUGUCACAAUCCGCAUGGCGCAAUGGAGAGCAGAGAUCAGAAGACAGAUGGUCAACGCUUCGAGGCAAGAAGAUGCUGUAAAGAAUGACUCUAUGGUUUCAUAUGAAACAGUCAAGUACUUUAAUGCCGAGCAGUAUGAGUUCGACCGUUACCGUGAUGCUGUGGGUACCUUCCAGAAGGCCGAGUACCAUGUACUUUUCUCUCUGACUCUACUCAACACCUGCCAAAAUACCGUUUUCAUGCUUGGCCUUUUGACAACUUGCUUUAUUUGCGCGUACCAGGUCUCCACCGGCCAGCGUGAGGUGGGACGAUUUGUGUCGUUGUUGACAUACAUGGCCCAGCUUCAGGGUCCCCUCAACUUUUUUGGUACCUUCUACCGCUCCAUCCAGUCAGCUCUCAUCAAUGCCGAGCGUAUGCUGGAACUGUUCCGAGAGCAACCUACUGUAGUGGAUAGCUCCCGUGCUACACCUUUGGCCAUGUGCAAGGGUGACAUCCGCUUUCAAAAUGUCGAGUUUUCUUAUGACUCUCGCAAGCCCGCAUUGAAUGGACUUACAUUCCGCUGCGAGCCCGGUACAACUACGGCUCUAGUUGGAGAGUCCGGCGGCGGCAAGUCUACAAUCUUCCGCCUCCUCUUCCGUUUCUACAACGCGGAGAAAGGUUCUCUUUGCGUGGAUGGUCAUGAUGUGCAAGAUAUUACCAUUGACUCUCUUCGCAAACACAUUGGUGUCGUACCACAAGACACUGUUCUUUUCAACGAAACGUUAAUGUAUAAUCUCAAAUACGCCAAUCAAGACGCCGCCAACGAAGAUGUGUACGAGGCCUGCCGCGCCGCCAGUAUCCACGAUAAGAUCAUGGCAUUCCCCGAUGGAUAUAAUACCAAGGUCGGGGAGCGUGGCUUGCGUCUUAGCGGUGGUGAAAAGCAGCGUGUAGCCAUUGCCCGCACUAUUCUUAAGAAUCCUCGCAUCAUUCUUUUGGACGAAGCCACAGCCGCGCUUGAUACCGAUACAGAAGAGCAUAUCCAGGGAGCUCUUUCUACUCUUUCUCACGGCCGCACCAUGUUGGUAAUUGCGCACAGACUCAGCACCAUCACAACCGCAGACCGUAUCCUAGUCCUUCACAACGGCCAAGUAGCCGAGAGCGGGACCCACGAAGAGCUCCUCGCAAUUAAGGGCCGCUACGCCGGUAUGUGGCGCAAACAAAUCCGGGCUCAAAAGGCAGCCGCCGAAGCCCAAGUUCUUCAAAACCGCGCAGAGCGUCUACGCAACGCGACAAAUAGCGAUGACAGCUCAAGUCAGUCAGACGAGGACCGAAAUGGCAUUCACCAUCCUGCCAAAUAA
Molecule: messenger RNA, 2757 nt
Organism: Penicillium angulare
Lineage: Eukaryota; Fungi; Ascomycota; Eurotiomycetes; Eurotiales; Aspergillaceae
Gene: hmt1
Product: putative vacuolar ABC heavy metal transporter (Hmt1)
Exons: 3
Coding region: 1-2757 (918 amino acids)
Biological process (GO): transmembrane transport
Cellular component (GO): membrane
Molecular function (GO): ATP hydrolysis activity; ABC-type transporter activity; ATP binding
Source: RefSeq, a predicted model, not a curated record